Messenger RNA from Bombina bombina (fire-bellied toad), 2361 nucleotides. Its product is annotated as apelin receptor B-like. Gene Ontology annotation, biological process: G protein-coupled receptor signaling pathway. Gene Ontology annotation, molecular function: G protein-coupled receptor activity. Lineage: Eukaryota; Metazoa; Chordata; Amphibia; Anura; Bombinatoridae. The record is from RefSeq and is a predicted model, not a curated record. Gene Ontology annotation, cellular component: membrane. Bases 325 to 1434 code for a protein of 369 amino acids. The transcript has a single exon.
AGCUAUUGAGAACUCUGCUUUUUAAAUCAGUCUCCAGUCUGCCUACAGAACUAAGCACCAGUCUGACUACAGAGAGAAACACCAUCCUGCUACAGAGUUAAAUGCCAGUUUGUCUACAAAGCCAAGUACCAUCUUGUGUACAGUCUGCCUAUAGAGCUAAGCACCAUUCUGCCUACAGUGCUAAGUAUCUGCUUACAGCCUGCCUGCAGAGGAAAGCACAACACAAUCGUCUUCCUAAGCACCAUCCUGCUUUACAGCUAAGUACCAUUGUGGCUACAGAACUAAGCAUCUUUUGCUCCAGGGCCAGACACCACUCUGCAUAGGAUGGGUUCUGAUUAUCCAAUAGGAGGAGAGGAGUAUGACUAUGCAUAUUACUCAAAUGAGUACUCAAAUGAAUCAGACAUCUUGGACCAAUGUGACAACUCUGACUGGAAUUUAUCCUUCUCGCUACUACCUGUCCUGUAUAUGCUGGUUUUUGUAUUGGGACUGUCAGGAAAUGGAGUGGUGAUUUUUACAGUGUGGAAGGCAAAACCCAAGAGGAGGUCUGCAGAUACCUAUAUAGGUAACCUUGCCUUAGCAGAUCUGGCUUUUGUGGUGACUCUCCCUCUGUGGGCCACAUACACUGCCCUGGGCUUUCACUGGCCCUUUGGUUCGGCACUGUGCAAGCUUAGCAGCUACCUAGUCCUUCUAAAUAUGUAUGCCAGUGUUUUCUGCCUCAGUUGCCUCAGCUUUGACCGUUACCUGGCCAUUGUCCACUCUCUAUCUAGUGCACGGCUACGCUCACGAUCUUCAAUGUUCAUUUCCUUGGCUAUCAUCUGGCUCCUGGCAGGAGUACUGGCAUUACCCAGUUUAAUUUUGCGAGACACUCGCGUGGACAGGAUAAACAAUAUUACUGUCUGUGACAUGGACUUCAGCAGUGUAUCCAGCAAGCAAAAUGAGCAAUUUUGGAUUGGAGGGCUUAGCCUCUUGAAUACAGUGCUAGGUUUCCUCAUCCCUGUACUCCUUAUGACUGUUUUCUAUUGUUUCAUUGGAGGAAAAGUAACUAUGCAUUUCCAGAACCUUAAAAAAGAAGAGCAAAAGAAGAAGAGGCUUCUCAAAAUAAUCAUCACUUUGGUUGUUGUGUUUGCCAUCUGCUGGCUUCCCUUUCAUAUCCUUAAAACUAUCCACUUCCUAAAUUUAAUGGAUUUCCUGUAUCUCUCCUGCCCUGUCCAGAGUCUCAUUGUCCGUCUGCAUCCCUAUGCCACCUGCCUGGCAUACAUAAACAGUUGCCUCAACCCUUUCCUUUAUGCCUUCUUUGACUUGAGAUUUCGCUCUCAAUGCUUUUUUUUUUUUGGACUUAAAAAAACCAUCCAUGGACAGAUCAGCAACACCUCCUCCAGUCUAAGUGCACAAACUCAAAAAUCUGAAAUACACUCUUUUGCAACUAAGGUUUGAAAGGGGUGUGAGAAGCAAAGACACUGUUCUUAAGACAUUCAGCUAAUUGAACUUUAUCUUGCAGAAAGUGAUGGACAUCUGCUGAUAAUGGAAUAGGGCUUUCAAAGUGUGCUGGAUCUGCACACUGGAGUCUGAGUGAUUCCCCCCUUUUAGUGCUAGUCUGGCUUUGCCAAGAAGACAGCAGACGUGCCUUAAUGACUCCAGGACAUCAAAGCCUCACUUGGUCCCUCUCUGUGAUGCAAGAGAGCUGGUCGGAUGCAGUGAGAGAUACUGUUUUAUGGGGUUUGUGACUGUUGAACAUACCAAUUUGAUUCUGAUAUAAAUCAGGUAUCAAAAACAUUUUAUCUUGAACAAUUUCUUUUCCACUGGCUAAAACCAUGUGUAUAUUUGGCUUGUUUGAGCACUUGAAUAACAUUUAUAGCUUAUGUCUAACACACCAUGUAAUGAUAAUUUCUAGAGCUUUUAAACAGAGGGAACUUAUUUAACCAUCACUGUCACGGUAUACAAUGUAAUGCACUCAGUGGGUUAAAGCUGAAUUUUUAACAGAUUGUGCUCAGUUACUGAUAUCUGCUAUGCAUUAUUGUGACAUUUGUGUGAUUGCUUACUUUGUGAUUAACAUAAAAGACAAAUCCUGUAAUGUAACCACCCUGUUCCAAGCAGCGUAGACUAAAGUGUAUUCAUUAAGCUGGCAAUUAAUGUGUUAAAGUCUGAUAAAAUAAGCAGCUGUUUAGAAGUUCACAAUUUAGUUGCUAAAAAAGCCAUCAAACCAUUGCAGAGCAAUGCAAUUACAUUCCAAGCAACUAAAGAAAAUGUGUGUUUGCUCCCUAUACAUAUAUAUAUAUAUCCCCUCGGAGAGGGGCCAUUUUGUUAUACGUAUAACUUUUUUCUAUGAUGUAAUAAAAACAAAAUAUGUGAAUUUUUAAAAAA